Messenger RNA from Prosopis cineraria, 785 nucleotides. RefSeq lists its product as uncharacterized. Gene Ontology annotation, biological process: translation. NCBI's taxonomy places the organism in Eukaryota, Viridiplantae, Streptophyta, Magnoliopsida, Fabales, Fabaceae. The transcript is spliced from 4 exons. The record is from RefSeq and is a predicted model, not a curated record. Gene Ontology annotation, molecular function: structural constituent of ribosome. The coding region runs from base 178 to 555 and encodes 125 amino acids. Gene Ontology annotation, cellular component: mitochondrial large ribosomal subunit.
CCCGAUAAAACACAGCCUUGCUAGUAGCGGAUUCAUUUCUGUUCGUCUGCGAACAAGCAUUCCACACCCCGUCGGACGCCGUCCGCCGUUGUCAGCGUUGUUCUCGGGCAAGCAGCGAAGAAGGUUCGAACCUAGGGCUUUCUCUGCUCCCAAAAGCUGCCCUGCGUAACAACAGAAAUGGCAGUGAGAUUCGCUAUGCUUAAAAACACCGGAAGGAAAAUGGUUAACAUGCUAGGAAUCAAAAGGUGGACCCAUUCCAAUGCCCAACCACCGCCUUUAGCUGGAAUUAUUAACCAUGAGGUUUCUUCACCUCAAUUUGUUUUGCCUGAGUUUAGUUUCCCAAGUUUCUCUUUUGCUGGAUCUAUGGAGCUUAUGGCUGUCCCAAAAAAGAAGGUUUCUCCUCAUAAAAGAGGAAUAAGAAAUGGACCAAAAGCUUUAAAACCUAUUCCGGUAAUAGUCCGAUGCAGAAGUUGUGGCCGCGUCAAGCUCCCACACUUCUUCUGUUGCAGUGGGAAUAGGAGUAAUAGUGGUGACCAAAAUGGUUCAGCCAAUUGAUCACUACUUUUGAAGCAUAGUAUCACGGUCUUAGAACUUCUCCAACCAGUUGCUAAACUAACCAAAGCCAAGCUUGACUUCUCUCCUGCUCCAGUCUCUCUUCUUUUCUUGUUCCGUCUAUAGAUUGUUCAAAUUAGAUUUCAAAUUAAUGUCAUUUUUAUGGGAAGGAUUUUUAUGAUAGAACUUGUUACGCUAAUGGAUGCCUUAUGCAAGAGAUUUUGUUCCUUUGA